ACACACACACACACACACACUCCACUCUAUCUGCAUCUCCUCGCCUCUUUUGCUCGUCACUCUCCCUCCCCCUUCGUCCAUUUUCCUCCGCACUCGCUCCCACCCCCUCGUCCCCGAUGGCCGACCCGACGAGUCCCUCCUCGCCCUCCGGCCAGUCGUCAGCCUCGGGCUCCCGGUCGCAAGAGGCGCUGCGCCUGCAGCGCCAGGCGUACCUUGAGCGCAUCGACUCGACGCCGAGUGCGGAGCCCGCCCCGGCCCCCACGUCGCCCGCGCUCGCACCCAGCCAAGCCCCGAUGCGUGUCGAUCCAAGCCCCCCGCCCGGGCCCGCCACCCUGGGCGACGAGCUGCGCAACCAUGAGCUUGGCUAUGCCAUCCCCAUGCUGGAGCGCGUCUUCGCCAUGAAGCUAGCCGAACAGGGCUCUGCUGUCACCUCGCCCGUGCAGCCGUAUGCCGACGCGAGCUUCACCCCGGGCACCGCGCCCGGCGAUGCCGCCCGGCACCCGCUGCUUUUCAUCCUGGAUGACUUGCACAAGCGCUACCAGGAGGCCUCGUCCCCCGAGCAGGCGGCUCUCCUACUGAAGGCCAGCGUGGAUGUCUUCUUCUUGCACACCAUGCACCACUCGAUUGUGCUGCAGGAGCUACACACCUUCGACCAGAUGACCUGGUCCUGUCCGCAGCUGGACACCUUCACCGGGGACACCCACAUCUUUGGUCUGAUUUUGGCCAUCUACAACCGGGCACUGGAGGAGGAGAAGUCCUCGCGCAUGUUCAAGACCACCGCCCCCUUCCGCAUGGCUCUCCUGGGGGCCAUCAAGUCGGUGGCCGUGUCCUACUCCUCGCUGGUCCUGUCAUCAGACGACAUCCUCAUGGUGACCGAGGACAAAGUCCUGCCGACCGAUGUCCUGCUGGCGCACAUCCUGGUGACCGUGACCACCACGACCGAGGCCUUUUCCUCGUCCAUCAACCCGCGUGUGCUUCCCUCGUGCUUCAUCCCGGCUCUGGUUGAGCACACCCUGUCCCAGGGUGAUGGCAUGUUUGACGAUAUUUUCGGCCACACCCUCGACGCCCUGCACCGCGGCGCCCAGCUCCUGGCUUCGGCCUCACGGUCACCAAUCCUGCUGGAGCACAUCAUCACCCACAAGACCUCGACCCAGGUGUUUGAUGAUACGGUUCGCUUUGUUGGGGCCCUUGUCUUCCUGGUCCGCCAACACCCGGCCAUCAUUGCCAAGAUGGUCGCCCUGCCCAAUUGGUCCUUCCUUCCGACGGAUCGGAUCUUCAGUGGCCUGCCGCGUGAGCUCCUUGCUGGGGGGCUGCUCAACAAUCAGGAUUCCAUUUUCUCACUGAACAUCCAGAUGGCGUCCUUCCUUGGUCCCUUCUUCUCGUUCUCCUUCUUCCCCAAGGACACGCCCUUCGCCCUGGAUUACUUCUUCGGACCCAUUCCCCACCGUCCGGAGGCCAUCAUCCGACAUGUGUCCAUGUAUGGGACCUUCCUCAACAAGAGCACCAGCCGCUACAACCGCAUCGACUUCAAUGUGUCCAUCAAGCGCAGCUUCGAUCAGUACCACACCCACCUCCAUGAUCUGACGUUCCUGGUGCUGAAGGCCCACCGGGACAAUAUGCUGGCCUUCCUGGAGGCCGUGGUCCAGGCCAAUGCCAGUCGCACGCAGCUCCAGGUGAACCCGGCCCGGCUGACCUCCCUCGGCAUGGCGUACAAUGUCCUGGCGGUGCUGCUGCGCCUGUGCCAUCCGAUCCUCGAAGAUGAGCCCUUCCCUCCAUUGGCCCCGGAUGCGUUGACCUUCUGCCAGCUAAAGGCCCCGAUGGAACGCUUCCUGGACCCGUGGUUUUGGCUCCAGCCUGCCGGGCGCCCAUGGGUCAAGGAUGCCACUCGCUGGGCGGCCUCCGAUGCCCAGGUGUCCAGCGUGGAGGCAUACAUUGACAGCACUUUCCCAGAUUUGAAGGACAAACCGCCCGCCUUCGUGACUCGACUCUUCUUCAUGACCUUCACCAUGAUCCAUCGCACCCUGAUCCCGAUUCUCAACCAGUACAAGGAGUACUCCGGCCCGAAUAGCCAGCGCCCGAUCCAGGAUGCGCUGCAGGCCCUCCAGGAUGAGUAUGGCUCCGGGGGGUCGCUGGAUCUGGCCGCCCGGCUGCGUGCUCUGCCCCCGGCAGCCAUGCGAAAUGUCACCAUCGCCGUCUACCAGUCGGAAAUGUUCUAUCGGACGCUGUCCAUCCUGGAGGCGGCGGUGCUGCCCUUCUCGGCCGCUGGCGAGAGUGCCAUGGCCGCCGAGCCGGCCACUUUCGGCUUGCCGGCCUAUGUCUCGCGCUUCCUGGCGACCGCGUCCAAGUGGCUGCUCAGCCUCCUCGGGGGCUUUCAGACCCUUCCACUUCGGACGCCACCAUCGGACCUGGUCCGCUGCUUGCCGGAGUGGCUGCUGGAAACCGUGCUUGACUGGUUCAACUUCGUCAUUUCGGCCAUCCCGGCGGGGGUGCUGUGUCGGACCCUGAGUGGCUUCGACGCGGGGCCCUUCCGCAUCCUGUCGGGCAUUGCCCCGCCUGUGGACUUCCUGGUGACCCUGGCCACGGUGCUGCUGUAUGCUCCGAUGCACAUUCGCAACCCGUAUCUUCGGGACAAGUUCACCGAAUUCCUCUUCUCCCUGCUGCAUGUGUCUUCCUCGCAGCUUCCCCCCUUCUGGGCUCUGGUUGAGGAGCACUACCCGGAGCCAGCGGCCAACAUGGGCCUUCAGGUAAUCAUGCGGAAUGCCACCGCCCGUCGGUGGCUCUUCCCCAUGGCCAUGGCCUUCUACCAGGAGGUCGAGCACACCGGGUCCUCGCACCAGUUCUUCACCAAAUUCUCCAUCCGCUAUCGACUGGCCUGCCUGGUCAAUGUAUUGUGGAUCAGUGACCCGGCCAACACCGUGGUCCCCUCGACGAUUCCCCUGUCCAAUGAAGAGGCCGCCGUGCUGAAUGGGCGCUUUUCUUCGCAGUUCCCGCGCGAGGCCUUGCCACUGAUGCAGCUGGCCGGCGAGACGCCUGCCACCACAGCCGACGGGGCGGCCCCUUCGUCAGCCUCGUCCGGGGCUCUGGCCGCCCCAGCGCCGUCGCUCGAUGGAUCGCUCUCGAAGCACCCCUUCCAGGAAUCGCUGCUGGCGGAGUUCCUCCAAACCUCCCACUCUUCGGUGUCGGCUCCGGGAGGGUCUUUCGUGCGCUUUGUCAAUCUCCUGAUGAAUGACGCCACCUUCCUGCUGGAUGAGGCCCUGCGGCACUUGGCUCAGAUCCACACCCACGAGCAGGAACACCCGCCCGGGGCUGAUGCCAGCACCUUUUCCGAGGGGGCGGCAGCGGCCCAGCGCACACCGCCGCCCCCGCCGGCGACCCCUGCCCGGGCACGCCGCGACCCGAAUGCCCAGGGCGAGCCUGCCAGCGAUGAGGAGGAGUCGGAGGGGGAGGAAGACGCCUCCGCCACUGCCGAACAGACUGACAUCAACACCAUCCGGUCGAGGGCGUAUUCCAGUGUGUCGCUCAGCUUCCAGACCCUGCUACUGUUCCGCAACCUUUCCGGCACCAUUCGCGAGCCCUUCCUUCGUCCGGAGAUCGUCGACCGCCUGGUGGCCAUGCUUAACUACAACCUGUCGCAGUUGGUCGGCCCCAAGUGCACCGAGCUCAAGGUCCACAAGCCCGAGCAGUAUGGCUUCAAGCCGAUCAACUUCCUGCAGGUCCUGCUGAGCACAUACCUCCAUCUGUCAGCGGACUUGGACACCCCGGACUCGGCCAUGCUCGAGACGGCUUCCUCCUCGGCGGAUGGCAGCCUGCGCGGCGUGCUGCCUCCCACCGGUGGGCCUGACUCCGAUGAGGAGGAGGAGGAGGAUGAGGAUGACCUCCUGACCGAGGAUGAGAAGCAUCCCUUCUUGGUGGCCAUGGCCAAGGAUGAGCGGUCCUUCGAUGCGCGGUAUUUCACCACGGCCAGCCUGCUGCUGCGCAAUCGCCUGCAGAAGUCCGACCACGAGAUUGACGCGCUUUUGCGCAUGUCGGCCCGGGUGCAGGCCUUGCGCGCGGCCCUGGCCGAGGACAUGGGCUCCGGCGCCGAGGCUAGCGGCCCGUAUGACGACUCUUCCGACAUUCCGGAAGACUUGCUCGACCCGAUCACCUUCGCUUUGAUGACCGAUCCGGUCAUGCUCCCCAGCAGUCGGAUGGUGGUCGACCGGUCUACCAUUCAGACGCACCUCCUCAGCGACCCGACCGAUCCCUUCAACCGGUCCCCACUGACGGCGGAGCAACUCCUACCUGCCCCCGAAAUCCGCAAGAAGGUCCGACAGCAUCUGGCGCAGAAGCGCAAGGAGCGCCGACUCCGCAUCAAGCAGGCCACCGCCGCCGCCGCCGCCACCACCACCACGACGGCCGGCGACACCCGCAUGCAGGAUCUCUAG
Messenger RNA from Fonticula alba, 4424 nucleotides. RefSeq lists its product as hypothetical. The transcript has 14 exons. Gene Ontology annotation, molecular function: ubiquitin-ubiquitin ligase activity. NCBI's taxonomy places the organism in Eukaryota, Rotosphaerida, Fonticulaceae. The coding region runs from base 117 to 4424 and encodes 1435 amino acids. The record is from RefSeq and is a predicted model, not a curated record. Gene Ontology annotation, biological process: protein polyubiquitination. Gene Ontology annotation, cellular component: cytoplasm; nucleus; ubiquitin ligase complex.